Molecule: messenger RNA, 1392 nt
Organism: Austrofundulus limnaeus
Lineage: Eukaryota; Metazoa; Chordata; Actinopteri; Cyprinodontiformes; Rivulidae
Gene: tent5c
Product: terminal nucleotidyltransferase 5C
Exons: 2
Coding region: 129-1268 (379 amino acids)
Biological process (GO): mRNA stabilization
Molecular function (GO): poly(A) RNA polymerase activity; RNA binding
Source: RefSeq, a predicted model, not a curated record
UACUGACUGCGUGUGUUCGGGGUCAGAUUGUGGAUUAUGUGGAGGUGUGUGCCGAGUUAACGUCAUUUUUCAACUUUGAAUGCUUCCGGAGUGCACGUUUGGUAACGUAAUCAGGGCUGUGUGAGAACAUGGAGGAAUCAAACAGGUCUGUCAGUGUUCUCACCUGGGAGCAGGUGAGCAGGCUCCAUGAAGUUCUGACGGAGGUGGUGCCGGUCCACGGGCGAGGGAACUUCCCCACCUUAGAGGUGCAGCUGAGCGACAUCGUGGCCAGGGUGCGCUCCCGGCUGGAGCUCAGCGACAUCCGGGUGAAGGACAUCCGGCUCAACGGCUCCACAGCCAGCCACGUGCUGGUUCAGGACAUCGGCUGGAGCUACAAGGACCUGGACGUGAUCUUCAGAGUGGACCUGCCGACCGAGGCCGAGUUCAGGCUCGUCAAGGACGUGGUGCUGGGCAUCCUGCUGGACUUCCUGCCCGAAGGCGUGAACAAGGACAAGAUCACGCCCAUGACCCUGAAAGAAGUCUACAUCCAGAAGCUGGUGAAGGUCAACACGGAGCAGGACCGCUGGAGCCUCAUCUCCCUGUCCAACAACAACGGCCGCAACGUGGAGCUGAAGUUCGUGGACUCCAUACGGCGGCAGUUCGAGUUCAGCGUGGACUCCUUUCAGAUCCUGCUGGACUCGGUGCUGUCCCACUACGAGCGGGCCCAGUCGCCCAUGUCGCAGGCCUGCCACCCCACCGUCAGCGGGGAGAGCAUGUACGGCGACUUCGACGCGGCGCUGCACCACCUGCGCAGCAAGCUGAUCGCCACCAAGCGGCCGGAGGAGAUCCGCGGCGGCGGCCUGCUCAAGUACUGCAACCUGCUGGUGCGGGACUUCCAGCCCGCGGACCAGGAGGAGUUCAAGGCCCUGGAGCGGUACAUGUGCUCGCGCUUCUUCAUCGACUUCCCCGACAUCGGGGAGCAGCAGCGCAAGGUGGAGGCCUACCUCCAGAGCCACUUCAUCGGCGAGGACAAGAGCAAGUACGAGUACCUGCAGAUCCUGAGGAAGGUGGUGAACGAGAGCACGGUGUGCCUGAUGGGCCACGAGCGCAGGCAGACCCUCCAUCUGCUCUCGGUGAUGGCCGUGAGGGUCCUGGCCGAGCUGAGCGCCAUCCCCGACGCCUCCUGCGUGACCUGCUACUACCAGCCCGCGCCCUACGUCAGAGAUCACAACUUCAGCAACUACUAUGUGGCAAACCAGAACAUUCCAACAUGGCUGCCGUGUAACUGACCCGUCUGUGACAGGAGGAUCUGCUGCUUCUGAGGAGAGAGAGAAUAGCAACUUAAAAAAAAAAAAAGAGGAUUUUCCACAGUGGCAAUAAAUUCUGUUCCUCUCAAGGAGCAAUUUAAGUGGA